Messenger RNA from Antechinus flavipes (yellow-footed antechinus), 6149 nucleotides. It is a transcript of the gene FKBP15, whose product is annotated as FKBP prolyl isomerase family member 15. Lineage: Eukaryota; Metazoa; Chordata; Mammalia; Dasyuromorphia; Dasyuridae. Gene Ontology annotation, cellular component: growth cone. The transcript has 30 exons. The coding region runs from base 148 to 3981 and encodes 1277 amino acids. Gene Ontology annotation, molecular function: peptidyl-prolyl cis-trans isomerase activity. The record is from RefSeq and is a predicted model, not a curated record.
CUUUCCUUUUGCCGGGUCUUCUCUUUAGAAUUAGCGGCGUCCCUUCUCCUGUCCUAGCCGCCGGAAAGCAGGGCGGGGGACGCCGCGGCAUUUUUACGACACCGGCGGCUGUCCCCAUUCCUCCCCAGAAGCGACGGCCUAGGCGCAAUGUUCGGGGUUGGCGAUGAGGAUGACGCCGACUUCCUCUCCCCCAGCGGCGGAGCUAAAUUGGCUUCUCUCUUUGGACUGGAUCAAGUGGUUGUAGGCCAUGGAAAUGAAUUCUUCCAGUAUACAGCUCCAAAGCAGCCUAAGAAAGGCCAAGCAAUAACAGCAGCUGCAAAUCAGCCAGCACAGAAAACUCCUCCAACUGCAGCCCCUGGUGGAACUUCUACAGUCUUAUUAGCUGCCACAGCAGUCCAUGCAUACCGAUUCACAAAUGGUCAAUAUGUGAAGCAGGGAAAAUUUGGUGCUGCAGUCCUGGGGAACCACACUGCCAAAGAGUACAGGAUUCUCAUUUACAUAAGUCAACAACAGCCAAUCACCUCUGCCAGGAUUCAUUCAAACUUUGAACUGACGGUACAGCCUAACAACUAUAGCACCUUUUAUGAUGACCAGAGACAAAAUUGGUCCAUGAUGUUUGAGUCAGAAAAGGCUGCAGUGGAUUUCAAUAAACAGAUAUGCAUUGCCAAAUGUAACAGUGUAUCCUCCUUGGAAGUUGUGAUGAGCCAGGAUCUAACUAUAGGAGAGGGUCCAGGUGUUCAAGUUGGUGAUUCUUUGGAGGUGGCCUAUACAGGAUGGCUCUUCCAGAAUCAUGGACUGGGCCAGGUAUUUGACUCUUCUGUUAACAAAGAUAAACUCCUUCGAUUAAAGCUGGGAUCAGGAAAAGUCAUUAAGGGCUGGGAAGAUGGAAUGCUUGGCAUGAGGAAAGGAGGAAAAAGACUUCUCAUUAUUCCUCCAUCAUUUGCUUAUGGCUCUGAAGGUAUAAGUGGACAUAUUCCAUCAGAUUCAACCCUGAUAUUUGAGAUGCAAGUCAAAAGGGUGAAAUUUGCCAAAGAUUCUGGCUCUGAUGGGCACAGCAUUAAUUCCCAUGAUUCUGCAACUCCUUCUCCAACACCUGGUGCUGAUAACUUUAGUGCUGAACCAGUAUUACUGCCACCUACUGCAGUGCCUUUUAAACCUGGAGAGCCAGCUGUUCGAACCAAGUCAAACUCCAUCAGUGAACAACUUUCAAAUCCCGAUGUGACCAAAGCUAAACUGAUCUCUAGGAUGGCUAAAAUGGGCCAGCCCAUGCUACCCAUUGUUCCUCCCCACCUCUUAGAUUCCAGUGAUUCCGAGAUUGAGGACUUAAAUACCCUACGUGGAACAGGUCAGAAUAUGAUGACUGCAUCUAUCCAUCCCUCUCCUGAGCCAGCCCAUCCAACAUCGCUGCCAAGGACAUCACCAACAUCUCAACCAUCAAUCCCUGGGAUCCAAGCGCCCUCUGCUGCCUUAAUGCCAAUUGCAACUAUCCAGUCUCACUCAAAUCUGCCUGGAAAUUCCCAGUCCUUUCAGCCCUAUGCAGGUAUGCAGACUUAUGCCUACCACCAAAAUGCUACACCAGUCACUUCCCAACUACAGCCUGUAGGACCCAUGUAUCCAGGACCACUUUCUCAGACUCCUCAUUUUCAAGGCUCAGCCGAUAUUGCUUCAUUGCUCAUGACCGAAGCACGACAGCACAAUACUGAAGUCCGAAUGACAAUGACCAAGGUGGCUGAUAAAAUGGACCAUCUUGCUGCCAAGGUGGAAGAAUUACAGAAGUACAGUGCUAGCAAUUCUUUGCUCCUUCCUGGAUUAUCAGUAAGCAUGGAAACAAGCAUGAUUAUGAGCAAUAUUCAAAGGAUCCUUCAGGAAAAUGAAAAGUUGAAGCAGGAGGUCCUUGAGAAGAAAAAUCGGAUUGAAGAACAAAAUGACAAAAUCACUGAUCUGAUUGAACGCAGUCAGAGGUAUGUGGAGCAGAAUAACCUGCUGAUGGAGAAGAGGAAUAGCACCCUUCAAAUAGCCACUGAAAACACGCAGGCAAGAGUAUUGCAUGCUGAGCAGGAGAAGCACCUGAUGUCAGCAGCAGAAUUCGUUGAGGGGUGGGACCAAGGGAGGCCAUCCGGACAUGGUGCUAAGGUCACAGAAGAGUUGGCGUCGGUGACUGCCCAGGUCUCCAACCUGCAGCUGAAACUGACCUCUCAGCAGAAGAAGGAGACAGACCUGCAGAUGCAGCUGACAGAGUGCCAGAAGGAUGCUGACCUUCGGGAGGCUCAGAUCAGCAAACUGCAGGCACAGAUCACAGAACUCCAGGAAACAUCAGAGCAAGCUCAGUCCCAAUUUAAAAUUGAAAAGCAAAGCCGCAAGCAAUUAGAACUGAAGUUGUCAACUUUAGAGGAGGAGCUGAUUGACCUUCAGGCUAAGAAAGAAUCUCUGGAAAAGACCCUUUCAGAAAGGAAGAAGAAGUCUGCCCAAGAGCGAAGCCAGGCUGAGGAAGAGAUAGUUGAAAUUCGAAAAUCACACCAGGAAGAAUUAGAAAAACUUCGACAACUCCUAAAACAGGCUCAGGUGUCUACAGAUCAAACAGCUGCUGAACAGGUAUCUCUCAUGCAAGCCGAGCUGAAAUCCCAGUGGGAAGCCAAAUGUGAGCAUUUGUUGGCUUCUGCCAAGCAUGAACAUUUCCAACAGUACCAAGCAGUGUGUGAGCAGAGAAAUGCUACUCAACAGAAACUCAUUCACCUGGAAGAAAAGCUCUCUGCCCUAGAGCAGGGUCAAGGUGGAGAGGAAAAGAAGAAGCUUCUUCAAUAUCAAGAGCUGGCAGAACAGAUGCAAAAGAAGUGUAUAGCCCUCCAAUCCAGAAUCGAGAGUCUGACGGUCCACUAUGAGCAGAAGAUUCAGGAGCUACGCAAACAGAACACACCCGGAAGUGAACAUGGCUCAGAAGCACGAGACACUUCCGAGAAGAUAAAGAAGAUCAUGAAUCGAGUAUUCCAGUCCCUAAGGGGAGAAUUUGAUUUGGAACAAUCCUAUGAUGGCAGGACUAUUCUGAGCAUUGUCAUGAAUACGAUCAAGCUGGAGACGCUACUUCUGCUGAUUCCCCAGGAGUCAGAACAGGAGAGCAGCAGCGAGGAGGAAGAAGAGCAGCUCCAGAAACCAUCUAAGGAUCACUCAGCCAUAACCAUUCCAACUCCGAGUCUUAGAACCCUGGAUCGGGAGGAGCUCAAGCCCACAGCCAAACCAGUGGAGCAGAAAGACAAGCCAGAGAGUCCACUGCCUAAAGCCUUUGAAAGACAGAAUGGGAUGGAGGACAUCUCCCCCAGGAAGCGAAAUUCAGAGGCAGAAAAAAGUCUAGAUGUGCCUGGGAACCCUCUCCCCCGAAGUUCAGCUAGAGUUCCAUCUCGAGGUAUUCCAGGGCCCCCAACUUCAAUUCCACCCAUGCCACCAGUUCUGGGAAAUGCUGCAGUCUCGGAACCUGAGUAUAAAGAAACUCAUGUUGAUAACAAAAUGAAAUGUCACAAAAGCAGCCUAUCAGAAGAGGCUUGUGUUGGAUUGGCAGAGCCAGGGUCCCAGAGAGAGGAGAGUGAAAAAACUUUGCAGUCAACAGCCCAUCAGACUGUAAGCCACAAGGAAAGGGAACCAUUGUUGGUGAAACCUGGACAUUCAAGAGGAGAAGUCAAGCCCCUCCACAAGGAUGAAGAGAAGGAUUGUCCCAUUGCCACAGCCAGAACUGCCAAGACACAGCUGGGCACAGUUGUGAAUGUUGCAGAACCAGCAGCCAACCCCAGACUUAGGCACGAACACCAAAAGGCCAGUUUCACAGAUGGUGAUGAAGAUUGCUUGUUUAAAGGGGCAACACCAAAAGCAUCAAAGCCAGUUCCAAUGCCUGAUGAUGAAGAUGAAGAUGAAGUGAGCAUGAAGGGACACCCACCCCCAGCGCCCCUUUUUGAGGAUGAUGAUGAUGAUGACGACCUUGACUGGCUGGGAUGAAGAUUUGAGAGCUAGUAUAGAGGUCUUUCAGCCUGCCCUACUCUGCCUUUCUCUUUCUGAGCACUGUUUUGCACAGCUGACCCUGGUUCUGGGUGGGCAACAGGGUAAGGUCCAGAAUUUCUUAACCCUCUCUCGGGCUGAAAUUUCUGGCUCAUCCCAGUAAGCAUUGAGACAGCAUCCUUCCAUCUGGGGCAUCCCCCUGGUGUCUGGUGCUGCUGAUGCAGAAAGCAGCCUUUGGCAUUUUACUGUCCAUACACAUCUUUUCCAAGUAAUAAAGCAAAUGGAACUCUGAUCUCCAGCAGCUCCUUUGGAAUGGUCCUGUGACAUCUUCUUCUACUAGGAGAUACUAAAGACAACUCCUAGUUUGUUUGGUUUCUUUCUUCCUUGGGCUGAAACCUUACAGAGUUCCUCCUGAAAAGCAAAUUUGGAGUUCUGCACCAGAAAGCAUUUCUCAGUCAUAGAGUCCCACAACCCUCUGCACUGAUCAUUUGCUGUUGAAAAGGAACAUGGCUUUACCCUUGGAAUUCUGUCUCACCAAAAAUGUUGCCACUGCCGGCCAUUGGACUCUGGUCUCCUGUGAGAGCUUUAGUGAGUUCGUUCUUUCCGUAAGUAAGGCCAGAACCACAGUUGGUAGGCACUUGUGUGUAGCAGUGCCUGGUGGUGUACAGGAGUGCCAACAUUGAAAAGAAAGAAAUGAAACCUCAGAAGAACUGUUUUUCUUCUGUUGGAGGACCUUUGAUUGCUUCUCCUGCCCAGCCCUAAAACCAGCCCCUGUCAGUUAAUUUGUCCUUGUCCCUGCUUUGUUAAUGUGCUCUACUGAACUCAUUCCUGUUACUUAAGCCUCUUCCUUGCUAUAAUUAUUGGGGCCAAAUAGCAUUUUGACCUGAUUCAGUGAGCCUCACCAUACUAAUAAAUGACCUUGUGACCUCCAAUUGAUAAAAUGUAGGUAACUGCUUGUUAAUGAUUCCUUCCUUUCCUCCCUGUAAUGGAUUUUGUCUAGCUGAUCACCUUCUUACAUUAGGAGUUCAGUCCUAGGCUCUCAGAUCUGUCUUUUUCUCUGCCUUAAGUCUGAAAUCAUACAUUAAUGAAUAUUUGAGAUUAACAAACAUAAAAUAAAAGUCAAUGGAACUCAGUCUCUAAAUGCUCUGGGAUGAAAUCGGCUUUGGUUGUAAUGGUUUUACCUGAGGAGGUUCUAACAGUUUUACCUGAGAGAGUGAAUGACUCUCUGAAAGAAUGAAGGACUGGCAGGUAGGACUGGUCAGGAGCCAUUUCUUAAAUUCUUUGCAAACCAAUUAAUUUUAAACUGGUUGUUUUUGUUUUCUUUUUUUCUUUAGAAAUCCAUGGGAUUACUCAAUUUUGUAUUUUUAGGACAAUUCACUCCUUCUAAAUUGUUGCUGGUUCUCUCUAGGCGUUCAAAGAAAAGGGAGAGAUUUCCAUGUUCUUUUGAGCCCAUGGCCUUACUGUGCACAGUGCCUUGCAUAUAGCAAGAAAUUAAUAAAUGUUUGACUGUUGAAUGAAUAAAUAAAGCCAAAUUCAUCUGGAGCUCACAGUUAUAUGCAAAAAUAUUUCCAGAGAAUUUGGUUGACUGUGACUUUUUGCCCAUAAGCCAUCAACCAUGAUCUUCCUUCUCCAGUGCAAAUUCAUUCCAGUGAACCUGAUGAUGGAUACCGAGUCGGUCCCAGUAACCCCCUUCUUGGUUGUUGCAUCCCUGAACCAUUGACCAGUUUGGGUUCAACUUGGGCUCUAGCUCGAAGGGAUCUGUUCAGAGCCAGAAACUGGAGGGAAUUGAUAACUAGUUUCUUGUUUGAGAUAUUGUCCAUGGAUCGUGCAACUAGCAUGGACCCAUAGUGAUAUUAAAAUGAAAACUCUGAUUUCCAUAUCCCCCAAAAGCUGUUUUUUCUUGUACCAAUUAAAGAUGGUAUUACAUAUAACAGCCUGAGGAGUUGAAUCCUUUACCACGCCCAUUCUGUCCCUAAGCUUCACCUUUGUCUUAGUAAUGGUCUUUUAAGUGCUGUGCUGGUUGCAGCAUGAAUGAGAUUCAGUCCCUGCCCUUUGAGAGUGUAAAAUGAGAAAUUGACAACAUUGCUAGGGAGAAACUUUAUAAAGAGACACAUGGAAAAACACCAAAAUGAUUAUAAACGAAAUAAAAUAUUUGCGGUAUUAACAGA